This is a messenger RNA of Daphnia pulicaria, 1059 nucleotides long. RefSeq names its product nicotinamide N-methyltransferase-like. The record is from RefSeq and is a predicted model, not a curated record. The transcript has 5 exons. NCBI's taxonomy places the organism in Eukaryota, Metazoa, Arthropoda, Branchiopoda, Diplostraca, Daphniidae. The coding region runs from base 123 to 926 and encodes 267 amino acids. Gene Ontology annotation, molecular function: N-methyltransferase activity. Gene Ontology annotation, cellular component: cytosol.
GGCAACAAAUCCAGACGGACAGCUAACGUUUUGCUUAAAUAUUUUUAUCAGUUUGUGAAUUGUAUAGUGAACUAGUGAACAGUGAAGUAAUAGCGAAUGGGUGAGGAAGCCUUGGCAGUAAUAUGGCAAGCAAAGAAGAGAACAAAACGUUGAGUCAGGUGUACCAAGAGGAAUUUCAACCGGAUUAUUACAUUAAUCGAUAUUAUUCGGGCAUAGAUGCUGGAAACGAGUUCUGUCUAAAGAAUCUUCAUCAAUUCUUUGAACAAGAAUGUGGGGAAAAUAAAAACAGGAAAAAAGUUUUGGAAGUUGGUUCGGGACCUGUACCACUUUACGUAAUGUCAGCAAGUCGUUGGAGUAAUUCAAUUGUCUGUAGCGACUUCCUCCAACAAAACAGAGAAAAGUUGACCCAAUGGCUCUCAGAUGGACGGGAGGCUGACGAGAUUUGGUCAUCGUAUGCUCUUUAUGUUGCACAAUUGGAGUCUGAAAGUGCCGAUAAAGAAUCCGCAUUUCUCGUUUUGGACCGCGUCCGUCAUUCCGUUCGAUGUGUAAUACCGUGUGACGUGCUGCAAAGUGAUCCGAUUUUGGGCCACACAGAGUCCCCAUUCGACAUCAUCAUUUCGGUAUUUUGUCUUGAAUGCGCCGUAUCAUCCCCAAAAGAAUAUCCGAGUACUGUCUCCAAUGUAGUCCGCCUCUUGAAUCCUUCUGGACACCUCAUCAUGAUGGGAGGAUUAGAAGGUGAACAUUACUUUAUUCGAGACCGAAAGAUUCCAAGGAUCAAACUCACUCGGGAGAUGAUCAACUUGGCCUUGCAAAAUGCAGGGUGUGAAAUUGUUACCUGGCAUGAAUUACCGCGAAAUUUACGGCCUCCGGAACUUCCGAUUGAUUACACAGCAAUGUUCUUUUGUGUAGCCAAGAAAAUAUGUUGAUUUGAAAUUUUUGUUAACAGAAAACCCAUGAGAAAUGUAAAAAUAACAAGUUUGUUUUACCAUCAAGGAUCUUUCCCUUAUACCUGCAGGGUAACAGAAGGAGUUGAGGAAUAAAGUUGUUUAGCGAAUAUAA